CGGCACGAGCUUCCCGGCUCGGCGAUGGACGACGACUUUGCGUCCAAACUUCCGGUGGAAGUUCGGGGGUCCAACUGGAGCCAGGAGUCUUCGGACGGCGGGGAGACGAGCGGCGCGUACGUGGCGGUGCGCUGCGUCAUGGUGUCCGCGUACACGUUGAUCGUGGUGGUGGGUCUCGUGGGCAACGUGACGCUGGUGAAGAUCUUCAUCAGCACGUCGGCCAUGAGGAGCGUGCCCAACAUCUUCAUCAGCAGCUUGGCGGCGGGAGACCUCCUGCUGCUCCUCACCUGCGUGCCCGUCGACGCCUUCCGCUUCUUCUCCCACCAAUGGCUGCUCGGCCAGGCGGCGUGCAAGCUCAUUCCCGCCAUUCAGCUCACCUCCGUCGGCGUGUCCGUCUUCACGCUCACCGCCCUCAGCGCAGACAGGUACAAGGCCAUCGUCAAGCCCAUGGACAUCCAGACGUCUGGCGCCGUCUUCUGGACGUGCGUGAAGGCGGCGUCCAUUUGGCUGCUGUCCGUCCUGCUGGCCAUCCCCGAGGCCGUCUUCUCCCAAGUGGUCUCCAUGCAGGGUCAAAGGGACAGCGAGAACGUGACCUUCGUCAACUGUGUCCCCUACCCGCUGUCGGACCAGAUGCACCCCAAGAUCCACUCCCUCAUGAUCUUCCUGGUCUACUUCCUGUUCCCGCUGGCCGUCAUCUCCGUCUACUACUACCACAUCGCCCGCACACUCACGCGCAGCGCACACGAUAUGCCCGGGGAGAUCAGCGAGCACACCAAGAGACAGAUGGAGACCAGGAAGCGUCUGGCUAAGAUCGUGUUGGUCUUCGUGGGAUUGUUCGCCCUGUGCUGGCUGCCCAAUCACGUGCUCUACAUGUACCGCUCCUUCCACUACCAGCAGAUGGACGUGUCGCUGGCGCACCUGCUGGUCACGCUGAUAGCACGCGUCCUCAGCUUCUCCUCGUCCUGCGUCAACCCCUUCGCCCUCUACCUGCUAAGCGACAGCUUCCGGCGCCACUUCAACAGUCAGCUGUUCUGCCGCCGCCGCCCGCGCCCGGAGCGCCAAGCCAGCUACCUGCACAGCACCUCCCACAUUCGCCUCACCUCCAUUAAGAAGGCCACGCCCAGCGCUGCCACCGCCGCCAACGGCAGGCCAGAAACGGCCAUGUGACGACGAGUGGGAGUGUGACGUCAAACAGAUCCCGCAGCCCUCUGCCGCCAUCAAGCCGCUAAGCUAGCUAGCAUGCACGCUGAUGAAGAAACAUGGCGGUGCAUAACGAUGUCACCAUCAGCGCACUCCUCAGGAGGAGCCUUCCUGCCAUCAUCGGGAAAUCAAACAUCAAUCAUUGCCCGAUGAUUGCCACACAAUGCACCUGCGCACGUAGCGUUAGCAUGUAGCUCAUGACAUGGUGUGCGGCUUCCAUUAGUGGCGACAGGAAGUGAGAGGCAGAGGAGGGCGCCAUUAAGAAGCAAUCAGGAAAAGCAAUCCGGCCUCACUUUUGCUGUGAUGGAUGGCGGCGGGGCAGGAAGUGGGGGUUCGGCGCUUCCUUUUGGGAACUCGCCGUCGCCAUAUAAAAGCUUCAUAAGACCCACCUUUCACCCUCCCGACAUUAUCAUCACUCAUUCACGACAUAAUCAAUGACAUCAUCAUUAGCAGACGAUCCAAAGUGUUGCUGGGCAAAGAAAACGAUGAAUAGGAGUCUUUUGUGUU
Molecule: messenger RNA, 1707 nt
Organism: Doryrhamphus excisus (bluestripe pipefish)
Lineage: Eukaryota; Metazoa; Chordata; Actinopteri; Syngnathiformes; Syngnathidae
Gene: nmbr
Product: neuromedin B receptor
Biological process (GO): G protein-coupled receptor signaling pathway
Cellular component (GO): plasma membrane
Molecular function (GO): neuropeptide receptor activity
Source: RefSeq, a predicted model, not a curated record